GGGGGGGGGGGGAGUUGCACUGGAUCUGAUCCUUCUCCAAGUAGCGUUGCCAUUGCUGAUCCGACCAAAAAAUAACAUGACAUUUGUGUUUUGCUGUUGCUGUCGCUUCUUGAAGUGGGAAAAUACUUCGGAGAGACAGUCUCUCCUUCACCCAGUGACACAGGCCUCCCCAACGGCCACUGCCAUGGAAAAGCGCACCAGGAUGACCCCGAAACGCAUGGGGGUGCCGGAGAUCGACCAGGCCUUCGUGGACAUCGCGGAGACCUUUAAUAGGCAGCAGGAACAUUACAAGACCAUGACAGAAUGCUUGACCGACUUGAGGGGGAGAUAUCGCUGUUCCCAUGGAGACGGCCUUUCUGUCUGCAUGAGGAACAUAAGAGACGAGCACACUGCUUACAGCCCCAGUCUCCAGAUGAAGGGCUAUGAUUUCUCACUGGUGCUUCCCCCGGGCCCAGUACCGAAACGACUACAGGAGACCCAGCAGCGGUUGAGGGCAAUAUGUCUGGCAGCCAAGGCCAUCACGGAGACAAGCACCAAGUUGCAGGAGAUGAUUGACUGGGUGCUGCAGUGCGAAGCAGAGUUUGCCCAGCAGGUCGGCAAUGCCGCCCUGACGUAUUUGGACCAGCGACGGGUAGAAGCCAACCUCAGACAGAACAUGGAGGAGGCCCGACGGGCCAGGGAUCUGUCGCAAAAAUACAGACAUGAAGCGGGUGACCUGAUGAAGGAGGUGGCCCAGCUUUCAGGUGUCAAUCUUGCUCCUUAAACCCAACACGCAGGAUAAUUGUGGUAUUGCUUAAUACCUGUUGCAUAUAAAUAACAGCCUGCAACAGUAUUGGGGGGGAGGGAUUUCAGGAACUAACUUAUAAAUAUAAUCUCCCUUUUUCUAUGAGGAAAUACUGUAGAUUGGUGUUGCAACAGUAAAUUAGUAUUUUGUUAAAAUGGGGAACAAGUUUUAAAAGCAAAUGUCUCCCCAUUUACCCGCCGUUUCUAAACAUGCUCAUUGCUGUCAUCAGAGGGUCAGUCUUUGGCUGUGCUGCCUGCUCCGAUUUUUCCUUUUCACAGAUAUAAGCUAUAUAGACAGCAGUAGAGGGGUGGUGUGCAGCUCAGUGAGUUGGAAUGCUGCGUCUGUGAUCGGAAGGUUGCCGGUUCAAAUCCCAAGCUUCUCAGGGUGAUUUGACCCUUGUUCAAGGCCCUUAACCCCCAACUACUUCAGGAACUGUAUAUUGAUUUGGGUAAAAAAUGUCUGCUGAAUAUAAACAGAACAUGAACUACUGGAAAUGAGCAGCCGGUCAUCUUUCUGGGUUUCCAAAGACAGAGAGAGUCAGAAGCAUUUGAAUUGAAGACCCCCACCGAAAUCUUUCCGUCCUACUGGAUCUCUGGCUGCAGCACCAUUGUUUGUUAUGCUGUGACCUUAAUUGGAUUUGACAGUGGAUAGCUAACAGUAACAUUUCCCAAGUCGAUUCAUGGCUCAAUUAAGCCGGCUCCCACGGUCGGCACGGAGAGGCUGAGUAAUUACCGCGGGCUUUCAAAACAUGACGUACACCACCGGUGGGAAGCCGAGAAGCUGAAAAAGACUGUUCUUCGGUGAGAUACAGUCAGCACAAUGCAUUGAAUCCUAUAUCAAUACAUUUUUAAAAUAUGUCAUACCCUGAAAUGACUAUGACUGACGCAAAUGUUAAGGUAUGCUAGCUGCUGAACAUGGAAGAAGUUGACAGAAUAUGUAGUACAACCCCUGUUGGAGAGCAACUUUCCUGUUGCUUUUUCAAACACAAAAACGUGUUUGUGUUUUAAAAAACGAAGUUUUUAUGGAGGCGUACAUGAACAUUAAUUGUCAAUAUUUUAAAUCGUUGUGAUGCAGAAUUUGAAUUUAAGAUUAAGAUGAAGUGACACAUUUAUAUGAAAUAACAAUGAUUUUUUUUAAAAUAUCCGUCAGCUUGUUUGUUUUCGUUUUGAAUAGCUAUAUUCCUAGCCAGAAAAAGUAGCAAAGCUACAAUGAAUUCUGAGUUAUAAACAUUUAGCAAUAUGUAUUAUUGCAACAUAUUAAAUGAAAGGAAGCUUUCAAUUAAUUGUUGUGUAGUGUUUUAUAACGAUGACGCGCGAAACCUUUCCUAAUGAGUAAAUGACUCAUCGCGCAAAAUGUCUGUCCUUGACAGCGCAGUUUACAAAUAAAGCUGAAUAAAACCGG
Messenger RNA from Brienomyrus brachyistius, 2185 nucleotides. RefSeq lists its product as uncharacterized. The transcript has 4 exons. Lineage: Eukaryota; Metazoa; Chordata; Actinopteri; Osteoglossiformes; Mormyridae. Bases 77 to 763 code for a protein of 228 amino acids. The record is from RefSeq and is a predicted model, not a curated record.